CUAAAACUUGUCAUUUUUCAUUUCCCAGUUGAUUAGUGGGCCGUCCUCAUAAUAUUUUUUGUGAUUGUUACAAUAAAUACAUCGCUAUGAUGGCUGAGGACACGACAGCCGACGCGACAAGACGUUUAAAUGUUAAAAAACAAACGCUAGACGACGCUUACGCGGCGCCAGCGAAUUUUUUGGAAAUAGACGUUGUCAACCCAGUGACUACUAUGGGAGUCGGAAAGAAACGCUACACAGAUUACGAGGUUCGCAUGAGGACCAACCUGCCCGUAUUUAAAGUGAAGGAGUCCAGUGUAAGACGACGAUACAGUGAUUUUGAAUGGCUCAGGAACGAACUAGAGCGAGAUAGCAAGAUCGUAGUUCCACCUUUACCAGGCAAAGCGCUUAAGAGACAGCUACCUUUUCGCGGAGAUGACGGCAUUUUCGAAGAGGAAUUCAUCGAAGACCGUAGAAAAGGUCUAGAAGUGUUCAUAAACAAGAUAGCAGGCCAUCCGCUCGCGCAGAACGAGCGCUGCCUCCACAUGUUCCUGCAGGAGCCCACCAUCGACAAGAGCUACGUGCCCGGCAAGAUACGGAACACAUAAUGAACAACCGCCGCCGGCGAGAACAACACUUUAACGCAACGCUCGCUGCGUGAACUGGUUAUUUAAAUGCGGGUAGUUGGAUAUUAACUGUUUUGGGACGACUUGGUCUCUCAUUGAUUAUACAAAGAGGUUCUGAAUAAUGAGUAUGGUUGUUUUACUCAAAUUUAAACAAUGCAAUUCCGGUCGAAAGUGAAGUGUAAAAAAGUGUAAUUUUUUUUGUUUCUACUGAGUAUAUUGCAUAUCAAAUCCUAAACAGGAAUGGAUAAAAUGUGGGGUAGGGAAACUUAAAAUAGUGCGUUCCAGUUCACGUAUGCGAGAGGGUUGUAUUAAAGCACCUCCCUGAACGUUAUUGCUAUUGUGGCAUACAUGUAUAUCAUUAAUAAUAUUGCCUUUAUAUUACUUUCGUAAUGCUCACAAUACGCAAUAAUAUUCCGAGAUCCUACACUACACGAGACGUAACAGGUUCACAGCACAGCAUUCCACAGAUUAUAUAUUUAAAAAAGUCGAAAAACAGAAAGACAUGGACAGCUUCCUUUAUAAAAUAUGUAAAAAAAAGUAUUCACUAAAAUCAGCCUUAUUUAAAUUGGCCGUUGCCAUAUAUUAUGUGAGUGUCACAUUAUAUAAAAAUAUUUUAUAGUGUUAUAGUUUAAAUUAAGCAAUAUUAUCGAAAUUGUUAACAAAAAAAAAAUAUGAUUAUUCAUUAGCUAUCGAUUUAUUUCACGUGGAUUGCCAGGUGUAUGUUUUAUUGAAAUUUAUUUUUAAUCUCAUUAUUUUAAUGUUCAUUUCAUUUUUUAUAAUAAGUAAUUUGUAUUUAUUGUGAAUGUACUCAUUGGGUGUAUUGUUGACGUAAUAUAUGCUACGCACUUCAGUGUUCAUGACAUAUCCAACGCCAAAACGAAAACAGGAAACAGUCGCGUUUAUUUAGCUUUGGCGUAGCAUAACUUAUUGUCAUAUUUAAAGAAUAUUAGCGACAUUAACAUUUAACGCUCUGAUCUCUCUAGUAUUAGAAAAUAUAUAUUUUUGUCAUUUUCAUAACUUGAAUAAUUUUAUGAUCACAUUUUGUAACAAGGAAAUCUGCCACCUGGAGAGAUUUGAAGUGUUUUAUGUGUUGUAAGUGUUGAAA
Manduca sexta (tobacco hornworm) is the source of this 1710-nucleotide messenger RNA. RefSeq names its product sorting nexin-12 (gene Snx3). Gene Ontology annotation, cellular component: early endosome membrane; retromer complex. The coding region runs from base 87 to 587 and encodes 166 amino acids. Lineage: Eukaryota; Metazoa; Arthropoda; Insecta; Lepidoptera; Sphingidae. Gene Ontology annotation, biological process: endocytic recycling; late endosome to Golgi transport. The transcript has 4 exons. The record is from RefSeq and is a predicted model, not a curated record. Gene Ontology annotation, molecular function: phosphatidylinositol-3-phosphate binding.